Molecule: messenger RNA, 465 nt
Organism: Nicrophorus vespilloides
Lineage: Eukaryota; Metazoa; Arthropoda; Insecta; Coleoptera; Silphidae
Exons: 3
Coding region: 138-452 (104 amino acids)
Source: RefSeq, a predicted model, not a curated record
UUGUUGUCAGAUAUUGGCAAUAUUGAUUAACCUUUGCAGUCGACGGGGGCAUAAUUCCGACCUCUGCAUCGUCGAUAAUUUACAGUUAUAUAUCGACCGUCGCAAUUUCUCCUCAUCAUAGCAGUUCGUUCAAAAUAAUGCAAUUACAUUGGACGCUCUGCUUCCUGCUUUCGGCGCUCUUUGCCGAAUCCUGCGGAUAUGUUAUGAUCGAGCCAUCAAAUUCAGAAGCAGGUGAAGGAAAUUGUUUAUCGAAGAGUUAUCCUUUGGGGACGUUGAAGCACGGCGAGAAGAGCUUCGUGGAGGACGAAUGCUUGGAGGCGACUUGCCUGAGCGACGGAACCAUCAAUUACGAAGGUUGCAAGCUGUUACGUCUGCAAGAUAACUGCAAGUUCGUGGAAUCCGAUAAAACGUUAUCAUUUCCAGAGUGCUGCAAGAAAAUCAUCUGCGACUGAGUCCGAGAAAUCU